Molecule: messenger RNA, 1405 nt
Organism: Balaenoptera ricei (Rice's whale)
Lineage: Eukaryota; Metazoa; Chordata; Mammalia; Artiodactyla; Balaenopteridae
Gene: UBR7
Product: ubiquitin protein ligase E3 component n-recognin 7
Exons: 11
Coding region: 52-1329 (425 amino acids)
Cellular component (GO): cytoplasm
Molecular function (GO): zinc ion binding; ubiquitin protein ligase activity
Source: RefSeq, a predicted model, not a curated record
GCUUUUCCCGCCUCCGCCGCGGCCGAGAGGCGGUUCGGGUGACAGUUGAGCAUGGCCGGAGCCGAGGAGCCAGCGGGGCGGCAGGCGGAGCUGGAGCCCGUGGUAUCGUUGGUCGACGUACUUGAGGAGGACGAGGAGCUGGAGAAUGAGGCGUGCGCCGUCUUGGGCGGCAGCGACUCGGAGAAGUGCUCCUACUCGCAGGGCUCAGUAAAGAGACAAGCACUAUAUGCCUGUAGUACCUGCACCCCAGAGGGAGAAGAACCAGCAGGAAUUUGCCUAGCUUGCAGUUAUGAAUGUCAUGGAAGUCAUAAACUUUUUGAGCUAUACACAAAAAGAAAUUUUCGUUGUGAUUGUGGAAACAACAAGUUUAAAAAUUUGGAAUGUAAAUUAUUUCCUGACAAAGCAAAGAUAAAUUGUGGCAAUAAGUACAAUGACAACUUUUUUGGAUUGUACUGCAUUUGCAAGAGACCUUAUCCUGAUCCUGAAGAUGAGAUUCCAGAUGAGAUGAUCCAAUGUGUAGUCUGUGAAGACUGGUUCCAUGGAAGGCAUCUUGGUGCCAUUCCCCCUGAGAGUGGAGAUUUCCAAGAGAUGGUGUGCCAGGCUUGCAUGAAACGCUGUUCUUUCUUGUGGGCUUAUGCUGCACAUUUGGCAGUAACCAAAGUAACUGCUGAAGAUGAUGGGUUGGUGCUGAAUGUUGAUGCGGUAGGUGACCAGGAAGUUAUCCAACCUGAAAAUGGAGCUUAUCAUGAUGGUGCCCUCAAAGAGGAUGUUCCAGAACGUGGAAGGGCUGCUGAGAAGGAAUUUAAAGCAGAGCAGAUGAACGAACCAUGUACCAGCUCUAGUUCUGAAGCUGAUCUCCAGACAGCAUUUAAGAAUCAGCAUCUCAACACAGAAUCACAGUCCGGCUGCAGACUUCAGGAGCUUAAAGCUAAGCAGUUUAUAAAGAAAGACACCGCCACCUAUUGGCCCCUGAACUGGCGUAGCAAGUUAUGUACCUGCAAAGACUGUAUGAAAAUGUAUGGCGAUCUAGAUAUCCUGUUCCUGACAGAUGAAUGUGACACAGUUCUGGCUUAUGAAAACAAAGGCAAGGUUGACCAGGCGGCUGACAGGAGAGACCCUCUAAUGGACACCCUUAACAGCAUGAACAGAGUCCAGCAAGUGGAACUUAUUUGUGAAUACAAUGACUUGAAGACUGAACUUAAAGACUAUUUCAAGAGAUUUGCUGAUGAAGGCACAGUGGUUAAGAGAGAGGACAUCCAGCAGUUCUUUGAAGAAUUUCAGUCAAAAAAGAGAAGAAGAGUGGAUGGGAUGCAGUAUUACUGCAGCUAGACUGGAGUAUGGCGCCUUCUCAUCCAGCCAGUGAAGGUGCCACUUACUGUUCCAGGAAUAAAAGAGGCAUAUUUCA